Molecule: messenger RNA, 489 nt
Organism: Helianthus annuus (common sunflower)
Lineage: Eukaryota; Viridiplantae; Streptophyta; Magnoliopsida; Asterales; Asteraceae
Product: protein FAR1-RELATED SEQUENCE 11-like
Exons: 2
Coding region: 1-489 (162 amino acids)
Source: RefSeq, a predicted model, not a curated record
AUGGAUCCACAGAGUAGUAAUGCUCGAAAUGUAGAUGAUAUUGAAUUUGAAGAUGCUGAGGUCAAUGCCGGUCAUGAUGAUGCAGAGCAAUAUAGGAAUCCGACAUCAGACAACCACGUUCAGUUAGAUGAUCAGACCAAGCAAGCAUAUGUUUUUUAUCAGACCUAUGACAAGAAGGCAGGGUUCUCUGCUCGAAAAAGAGGUGAACAUCAUGUUGAUGGUGUUAUCAAGACUAAAUACUUUGUGUAUUCAAAGGAGGGGCAUAAACCACAGGAAUUCGAUGAUCCUUAUAGGAAGUUGUCUAAGCCAUAUAAACAUAGGAACAGACCGACUAUUCGAACCGGCUGUAAAGCCCAAAUUAAGCUUUGUUCGACCGAUGGGGUGUUGUAUAAGGUUGAUAAGUUUGUUCAGUCGCAUAAUCAUUCAUUCGUUUGCCCCAAAGAUAUGCAUUUAUUACCAGCUUAUAGACAUCUUUCCGAGACACAAUAA